Baudoinia panamericana UAMH 10762 is the source of this 3941-nucleotide messenger RNA. RefSeq lists its product as uncharacterized. Gene Ontology annotation, cellular component: spindle microtubule; nucleus. Lineage: Eukaryota; Fungi; Ascomycota; Dothideomycetes; Mycosphaerellales; Teratosphaeriaceae. Gene Ontology annotation, molecular function: plus-end-directed microtubule motor activity; ATP binding; microtubule binding. The coding region runs from base 266 to 3694 and encodes 1142 amino acids. Gene Ontology annotation, biological process: mitotic spindle assembly; microtubule-based movement. The record is from RefSeq and is a predicted model, not a curated record. The transcript has a single exon.
ACCGCCCGCACGGCCCAUCGUCAACCGCGCGCAGACUGCAACACCAACUCUCAUGGCAGGCCGGGCCUCGCCCACGGAAAGCGUAGCAUCAUCGAAAACACGAACUCCGAAACGACAGGCUCAGGCGAUAGACGAAGAUGCGGGCGAAGAAACGAACAUACACGUCGUCGUCCGUUGCCGCGGCCGCAACGACCGUGAAGUACGCGAGAACAGCGGCGUGGUCGUAUCCACAGACGGCGUGAAAGGGCGCAAAGUCGAGCUUUCAAUGGGACCGAGCGCGCUCAGCAACAAGACAUAUCAGUUCGACAAGGUCUUCUCACCUGCAGCGGACCAAGGGAUGAUCUUUGAGGAAGUCGUGGCGCCUAUACUGGACGAGGUUCUCGCGGGCUUCAACUGCACCAUCUUCGCCUACGGACAGACAGGUACAGGGAAGACAUACACUAUGUCAGGCGACAUCAUGGACACGCUACCUCUCCCAGAUGCGGCGGGUAUCGUACCUCGAGUGCUGCAUUGGCUGUUUGAGCGCCUGUGCGGUGACGGCACGCAAGAGCAGACGGAGAACAGUGUCAAGUGCUCGUUCAUCGAACUAUACAAUGAAGAGCUGCGCGACUUGCUUGCACCGGAUGAGGGUACAGCAACGAAGCUGAAGAUCUUCGACGAAGCCAACAAGAACGGACGCACGACGACGCUCGUGCAAGGCAUGGAAGAGAGCCAUAUCAAGAGCGCAUCGAAGGGUAUCCAGCUCCUCCGCGAUGGCAGUCGGAGACGGCAGGUUGCAGCAACCAAGUGCAACGACCUCUCUUCGCGAUCACAUACCGUCUUCACUGUGACGGUCUACAUGAAGCGCACCUCCGAGACGGGCGAGGAUUUUGUCUCGGCUGGCAAGCUCAAUCUCGUCGAUUUGGCUGGGUCAGAGAACAUACAACGCUCAGGAGCGGAGAACAAGCGAGCCGCAGAAGCUGGCUUAAUCAACAAGUCUCUACUUACACUAGGUCGCGUGAUAAACGCGCUUGUGGACAAGAGUAGCCACAUCCCAUACCGCGAGUCGAAACUCACGCGUCUACUCCAAGACUCUCUGGGCGGGCGGACGAAAACAUGCAUCAUCGCCACUUUAUCGCCAGCGAAAAGCAACCUAGAAGAAACAAUCAGCACACUCGACUACGCCUUCCGAGCGAAGAACAUCCGCAACAAACCCCAAGUCAACCAAAUGGUCUCCAAGAAAACCCUGCUACGAGAAUUCACCGCAGAGAUCGAAAAGCUCAAGUCCGACCUCAUUGCCACCCGCCAACGCAACGGAGUCUACCUGACCACCGAGACGUACGAAGAGAUGACAACCGAAUCCGAGAGUCGACGAAUCCUCGCCGCGGAGCAAAAGGACAAGAUCGAAACGAUCGAGAGCAACCUCCGUAACAAGGUACAAGAACUAUUCUCGUUGACGAACACAUUCCACAGCUUAAAGCGGGAUACCGAGCAGACCCGGAUGAUGCUGGAGGGCACGAAGAGCGUGUUAGAGAAAACGGAGAUCGUGCUUCACCAUACACGACAGCAUCUGGAAGAGGAAACGGAGCUGAGAGAAGCGCACGAGCGGACUGAGGAGCGGUUGGCGGCGGUGGGAGAGGAUUUAUUGGGGACGUUGGGGACGACGACGGAGCAUGUUGGGCGCUUGCAUGAGAAGUUGAGGCGGAGGUCGGAGUUGCAGGGUACGAAUCGGAUGAGGUGGAAGGAGUCGAGGAUGCGGGUUGUGGAGAGUACGGUUGGGGUGGAGGAGCGGAUUGAGGAGUUACGGUUACGGCAGCAAGGGUCGGUGAUGGCUUUGACGGAACGUAUGCGGGUGUAUGUGGAAGAUGAGCUGAGGGAGCUGCAGGUGUCUCGCGAUAUGCUGGCGACGAAGACUGCCGCGUUUGAGAGUUCGCAGGCAGAAGUCAUGGCGCAGCGGACUGAGUCGAAGGACGAAAUGGACCGUGUGUUGGAAGGCAUCGGUACGCUCCGCGCAGAUGUGAAGGACAAGGUCGGUGAAGGCUUGAACCAUCUUUCUGCGGCUGCACAGCGAAUCAGUGCCGGCAUUGCUGCCGAGUUGGACGGUUUCCACAGUCAACUGCAGGACGCCUAUGCCUCGUUAGGCAAGGAGUUCAAAAAUAUCUUCGACGGCCUGAUCAAGCGGAUGAGCGAGCAGCAAGAGGAGGUGCAGCGGUUGCGGCAACAGAUAAGGCAGGCUAACGCAACGUUCGUUGAGGCUGGCCAAUUGUCGCAGCAACAGCUGCAAGAGGCUGUCCAGAAUGAACGCCAGAUCGCUGCGUCUGAGCGCGCGGAGAUGCUGGCUAAGAUCACAGAUGUCGUUAAUUCUUCUGCGACCGCGCAAGAGGAACGGAUGGCUGGCUACCUCGAAACAGCGAAUAAGCGCAUCAAGACUUCCGAAGAUACAUACCAGGCCGCGCAGCAGGCGUACGACAGCGGGAUGAACUCUUGGUCGGCAAACGCUCAGACGCUGACGGAGUCGUCUGUGAAAUCACGCGAGACUGUCAAGACGAAAUUGAGAAGUGACUGGGCACGCGCUCACGAGCGGACGAGCAUGCUCCAGGACACCACGAGAACCGUCCACGACGAGACCGUCCGCAUUGUGGAAGGCCAGAUGCAGCAAAUGGAUCACCAGCUCACCGCCCUCGACGAGAUCGUCACCCGAGUCCGUACGCAGAACGAAGAGGGCCACGCCGCGCACGCCCGCACGCUUGAGCGACUCGCCGCAGACGUACAGGAAAGCUACCACAGCGUUGGACAACACUUCGAGACGUCCUAUAAGCGUGUCAGAGCCGUAGGCGCGGAUAUGAGUGAGCGUGCUACGGAGCUGUCUCACACCGCGAACAAGACGCUCGCGGCGGAAGGCGGAGUGCGACAAGCACUGUCUCACCUCCGCUCGGACGUCGAAGCGGCAGAGAUGAUGGAGUAUACCGUGACGGGCGAGACGCCAGCGAAGAGGGAGUACACCUACCCCACCGUUCUUCCGCGGACAGAAACGCACGAGAGCAUCCUUAACCGGCUUCGUGGCGUCUCUUCUCCGCCUGACGAAGUGGAAAGAGUGAAUCAACGACCAUCCUCACCGGUGAAAACAUUACCGAGCAAACGGCUGCUGCGCUCACCAACCAAGCCGACGUCGACGUCAACAGGAACGAUGAAAAGCAGUCCUACCAAACCUCCACCCAGCCCAAGCAAGACCCAAGUCUUCACCGACCACGCCACUACCGGCAUGGACACACCUCCCCUCCUCACCCGCCCCGCCUCGGCCCCCACCAGCCGCCCGCAAACAGCAAGUUCCACGCACAGUCUGCGCGAACUCGACGCGAACGUGGCGCUCUCUACAGGCUUCGUCGGCGCUGCACAGGCGGGGGCUGGGGGUGGGAAUGGGACUGUCUCCACCGGCGCAGAGGGUGGUGUUGAAAGCAAGGACCCCCUCACUUGCGCAGUCGUCGCUGCUGCUCCUUCGAUGAAGAAACGCUCUGCUAAUCUAAUCGGAGAUGUACAGGUGCAGGGAGAUGCCUUGUUGGGUGUGCCGACGAUGACGAAGCGGGGGGUUAGGAUGACGGUUGCUGGGGUAGGGUUGGGGAUGGGGGUGGGAGAGGGGAGGGAGAAGGAGAAGGAGAAGGAGAAUGUUGCGCCUGGGGGUGCAGGGAGGAGGUUGAGGAGUCGGGGGAGUGAUUGAGGCAAGCAGGAAGCUGGUGGUGUUCACCUUAAAGCGGAGGAGUAAAUGUGUAGUGAGUGAGUACUGUGGGGGUUUUCGAGCUUCCCGCUCCGGCGCGUCGGUAUGAAAUAGCAUGCCGCUUCUUAAUCGAUACCCGACCGUUCUGGAAAUUUCAAUGGUUACUUAUCAUUGAAAGUUCCACCGUGGUUUGUUAGUUAUGAUCGCGUGGACCGGUGAAAAGCCACGCUAUUCGACUCCCGACACGCUG